Messenger RNA from Xenopus tropicalis (tropical clawed frog), 2078 nucleotides. It is a transcript of the gene tspan17, whose product is annotated as tetraspanin 17. NCBI's taxonomy places the organism in Eukaryota, Metazoa, Chordata, Amphibia, Anura, Pipidae. Gene Ontology annotation, cellular component: membrane; plasma membrane. The record is from RefSeq and is marked provisional.
CAAUAGGCUGAGCUCCCAGCGCUCCCCGCACCUUCCCAAUGUCAGCCUUAAGCGCCCGGGAAGCUUUGGUAUCGUCCACUCCGCCAGCCCUGCUCAGCGCUCCUUUCUGAUCAGGUAUCCCUACGCCUGUUGGACUGAUCCAUUCCUGCUGCUCCCCCCCUCCCCAGCUGGAUACAAACCAUGUCAGGCAAACACCAGCAUUUUAAAGGUCCCGAAGUAAGCUGCUGUGUGAAGUAUUUCUUGUUUGGAUUCAACAUAGUGUUUUGGUUGCUUGGAGCUGCUUUUCUAGCUAUUGGCUUAUGGGCAUGGGCAGAAAAGGGCGUCUUGUCCAACAUUUCGUCCAUCACAGACCUUGGUGGGUUUGACCCUGUCUGGCUCUUCAUAGUCACUGGAGCUGUCAUGUUUGUGCUGGGCUUUGCUGGCUGCAUUGGAGCCUUGAGAGAAAACACGACACUUCUAAAAUUUUUCUCAGUCUUCCUGGGGUUGAUCUUCUUCCUGGAGCUGACUGCAGGGAUCUUGGCCUUUGUUUUCAAAGACUGGAUCAAAGAUCAGCUUAAUUUUUUUAUCAACAACAACGUGAAGGCGUAUCGUGAUGAUAUUGACCUCCAGAACCUCAUUGAUUUUGCUCAGGAAUAUUGGUCCUGCUGUGGUGCACAUGGACCAAAUGACUGGAACCUCAACAUCUACUUUAACUGUACAGACUCCAACCCAAGCAGGGAGCGCUGCGGAGUGCCGUUCUCCUGCUGUGUGAAGGACCCUGCGGAAGAUGUUCCUAACACACAGUGUGGAUAUGAUGUGCGGCUGAAACUGGAACUGGAGCAGCAGAGCUACAUCUAUACCAAGGGAUGUGUGGGCCAGUUUGAGAAGUGGCUGCAAGAUAACCUAAUCGUAGUGGCCGGAGUAUUUGUCGCAAUUGCUUUAUUACAGAUUUUUGGCAUUUGUUUGGCUCAGAAUUUAGUUAGCGACAUCAAAGCUGUGAAAGCAAACUGGUGACCCAUUGCCGUCCUCGUCGGAACUCUCUCUUAACACUGGAGCCUGCCUUUUUUUUGCACUGCCCUUAAACAUCACACAGACUCGCAAGCAUGAACUUCUGGGGGAUAAUGCUCCUUGAUAGUAUUUGGUGGAGAGCCAUUUAGUGGCUAAUUCUGUUUUAUUAUGGGUUUUACACAUAACAGGGGACAUGAUGUUGUUUGUGCCACAAUCCACACAUCUAGCCCGAGCUUCCUUCCCUCCCUGGACCUGGAGGGGCUGGCACUGGAAGCCAUGGUGUAUUUAAGUGCAUGUGCGAUGUCAGAAGGCGGUGUGACUGUGAUUUAUAUUUAUAUAUAUAAAUAUCUAUAUUGUAAAAAUGUAAAGACUCUAAGGGCCACGCCAGCCCUCCUUUUAUUGGAGAGGCCCCAGGCUUUGUAUGUGGAAGGGGCUUUAAAUGUCUGAAUGAUCCCUGUCCUUUGGUGCUCUAUGGGGGUUCAGGCUGUCAGCCAAAAAAACUCCCAAUGUUGUCUGACACUGGAGGCAUUGUAGAUUUUUGAUUUUGUAUUAACCUGUUUAGUCUCCAGAGCUGCCCAUGUGACUUUUAUUGUCAAUGCUACUUUCUUCCUUAAUUUUGUUUCAUUUGUUUUUUUUUUGUUACCUUUCAAUGCUUUGUUGUUUGUGCCAGUUACGGCUAUAGCAGUAGUUGAGUACUUUAAUUGCUCUCAUCUUUAAGAAAGACCAAGAGCACAGGGUGAUGCACCAGAGAUUUCAUUUGUAGGGAACAUGGUAGGCCUCUGUCUGCCACAAUUAUCAGUGCUGCCCUCAACAGGAAAAAGCUCUUUUUAUACCAAAGCAGCAAUUGUGACAACAUAGAAUCUGCAAAUUACAAUUAGCUUCCCUGCUCAUUGUGUCUUUAAUUUGUGGAAGCCAUUUUUUAAACCUGUUAAAACUCCAGCUUUAAUACCUGCUUGGGAUUCAGCUUAUAGCCAUCGACAAUGUCAGGAUGAACUUCUUCCCUAAAAUAAGGAGUGCUCCAGCCAUCAUGCUCCUUUUAGCUGAGAGAUGCAAAGGUUUCACCUACGUUUUAAUAAAUUGUUCAGCUUGAA